GUCUGGCCGAGAUGGUCACAUACUUGCCGGUUGCUUCGCCCUUUAUUACCUUCGCUGGACGCUAUGUCGAUGAUGCUUUUGGAGUCGCCGCUGGCUACAAUUUUUUCAUCUUCGAAGCUGCGAUGGUGCCGUUUGAAGUUACUGCAAUCAACCUGGUCAUUAACUACUGGACCAGCGCAAUCCCUUUACCAGCACUGAUUUCUAUCGUGCUUGUUCUCUUUGUGUUCCUGAACGUGUUUGCCGUGAGGUGGUACGGAGAGGCCGAGUUUUGGCUCUCUCUUAGUAAAGUUAUACUCAGCAUAGGUCUAAUCCUGUUCACAUUCAUUACGAUGGUGGGUGGGAACCCCAUCAAUGAUCGCUUCGGAUUUCGGUUUUGGAACGAACCCGGCGCGUUUGCAGAAUAUUACAAAGAAGGCAGCUUGGGAAGAUGGAUGGGGUUCCUCGCGUGCCUGAUCCAAGCCAGUUUCACUAUUGCAGGCCCCGACUAUAUUUCAAUGGCUGCUGGUGAAUCUAUCGAUCCGCGGGGGAAUCUACCAAAGGCAUACAAUGGGAUGUUUUACCGCCUCACUACAUUUUUCAUCCUGGGAGCGCUCUGCGUUGGCAUCCUUGUCCCGUACAAUGACAAGACGAUGUCCGAUGCUUUUGAAAACGGUGCACCUGGAGCGGCAGCGUCUCCCUAUGUGAUUGCGAUGGGCCGUCUUGGUAUUCCUGUGCUACCACAUAUUGUCAAUGCUAUGAUCCUUUUGGCCGUGUUCAGUGCAGGGAACAGCUAUGUUUACUGUGCCAGCAGAACCCUAUUUGGCCUUGCUCUUGACGGGAAGGCGCCGCGCAUUUUUACUAGAUGCACAAAAGCUGGAGUUCCUGUAUACUGCGUGGGCGCUGUUAUUCUGAUUUCCUUGAUCUCGUUCCUUCAAGUUUCUAACAGCGCGGCGGUAGUGCUAGAUUGGAUCGUCAGCCUGGUUACUGCAUCGCAACUCAUUAACUUCUCUGUCAUCACCUUCACAUACACCCGAUUCCGCAAGGCUCUCAUUGCGCAAGGCGUUUCUCGCGAUUCCCUUCCCUACAAAAGUUGGGGGCAACCUUACGUUGCGUAUAUCGCUCUAGUAUCAACAAUGGUUAUGGCUUUUGUUGGAGGCUAUGAGGUUUUCUUGCCUGGGAAGUGGAAUGUGCCGACAUUUCUCUUUUCAUACACGAUGAUUGGCGUUUUCCCUGUGCUCUACUUUGGGUACAAGCUUCUCCGCCAAACGUCGGUUAGGAAGGUUGAAGAGAUCGAUAUCAUUACAGGUUUGGAUGAAAUUGAGGAAUAUACCAGAAAUUACGUCCCUGAAAAGGCGAGUAACCCCAUCUCGAGAUUCGCCGACUGGUUGUUCAGUUAGUGUACUACGUGCUACGUACUACUUGGUACUAGUAGAGUACUGUAUAGCGACCACAUUACAAAAUUAGAACCCGUCCGUGGGUAGUUACGAUAGACGAAUAAAAAAAGAACUAUAUAUAUAUGUAAACUUCCAGGCACAGUUCUAUAUAAAAAUCACUUGGUGCUUGCUAC
Messenger RNA from Aspergillus versicolor CBS 583.65, 1546 nucleotides. Its product is annotated as putative general amino acid permease (Agp2). Bases 12 to 1376 code for a protein of 454 amino acids. The transcript has 5 exons. Gene Ontology annotation, biological process: amino acid transmembrane transport. Gene Ontology annotation, cellular component: membrane. The record is from RefSeq and is a predicted model, not a curated record. NCBI's taxonomy places the organism in Eukaryota, Fungi, Ascomycota, Eurotiomycetes, Eurotiales, Aspergillaceae. Gene Ontology annotation, molecular function: amino acid transmembrane transporter activity.